GCCUGCUGCGCGUGGGCGGCGGAGGCGGUCCGCCCGACGACUGGGACAGUCGGGCGGCCCUCGCUGCCCAGCGGGCUGCCGAGCGCGGGGCCCAGCUCGCCGCGGCGCACGCGGCCAGCCUCAGCCAGUGCCACGCCGCGCUGGACGAGGUGCAGGUCGUGCUGGCCAACCUGUCCGCGGAGCUGGCCGAGCUCCACGCCCUGCAGGCCGCGCCGCCCGAGCUGCCCGAGGAGCCCGACACGCUCCUGUGGCACGCGCUCGGGGUGGUGCUGACCGCGGCGCUGACGCAGUGUGGCGCUUGCCUCGCCGCGGAGGAGUUCUUCAACGAGCUGGUGCCAGGGCGGGUCGUAUGCUUCUACUAUGAGGACGACCCGAACAUAUGGCACGAACGGUUGCUGUUGUGGCCGUACCCUGGCGCCUUCCCCAACACAUGCUGGACUUGCCUCACGCCUGACGGCGACGUGUACCCUGAAGAGAUGGCGGCAGGGCCCGAUGGCGACGGGCCGAGCCGCGUUUCCCUCGCGAUGGGGGCGACUCCCGCUGCUGUUCGCCCACCGGGGCGAGUCUACAGGUUUCGUGAAUAUCCCGCCGAGGAGGACAUGAUCGACCCCUUUCGGGACGCUCGCCUGGCCGCCCGCAACGCCGGCUUGCGCGAGUCCGAGCCGACCGCCUUCAUGCGCGACGGCGGCCGGCCCACCAAGAGCAUGACGGUCAGCUUCAACGACGUGCCAGGCUUCUUGCGCCGCGCGCGGGGCAAGGGCCCGUCCGCUGCCGUGCCGCGCGGCCCGCCUCGUGGCCCGCCUGUGGCCCCGCCCCCGCUGGACGCCGCGGGCGCUGAGCCAGGGGCGCUCGCCAACGGCGAGGUCGGGGGCACUCCGACCCCGAGGGGCGGCCCUGGCGCGGUGGUGCUCACUGACGAGCGGGCCGCGCCGCCUGGGUCUGCAUGGUUUGUGAUGAAGACGAUCCCGAACGAGUGCCAGCAGUUCGACGAGGUCGUCCCGAAGGCGGGUGACGUGGUCUGGGGCGAGAGCGGGCUCUACAGCACGGCGGGCGGCUUCGUCGUGCCGAUCGAGCUCCACCCUGUCCCGCUGCCUGUCGAGGUGUUGGACAAGGUAGCUGACGACGACGCCCGCCUCCUCGGCCCUCUCCAGCGCACGCGGGAGGGGCGUAGGCACCGCGACUUUCGCGAGGCGGUGUCGUCCAUGAGGCAGGAGCAGCAUGGCGACUUCCCGCUCGUCGGCGAGCGCAGUUUCAAGUGGUUGUGCGACUACAUCUUCGACCACGGCGGCACCCCCGACGGCCGCCACGCCAAGUGGAUGAUGGAGAGCGGCUGCACCAAGGAUUCGGCGGCCGCGCACGUCCACGACUUGCUCGGCUUCGCCAUCGAGAUGGCCGUCACCUACGACCAGGUCGACGGCUCCAACCUCGCCAGCAUGGAGGUGGCCUCGCGGGCCUACCAGCUGAUCGAGGAGACCAUGGGGAGCAUGGAGAUCGAGGGCGUCUACGCCACCGACCAGCUCGCCAAGGAGACGGAGAUCCAGAAGCAGAGGCGCAAGGCGCGCGAGGAGAAGUCUGCCCAGUCGGGCAGGAAGGACAAGGGGCCCUACGCUCCGCACCUCGUCAGCUGGCCCGAGUUGGGAAACGGGCCUCAGUGGCUCGCGGAUCGGCUGGGGACAAGCGAACGAUGCUCUCUCUUGGACAUCGACCAUGCUUUGCUGCUGCCGCCACCGAGCUUCGACGAGGCCGUGGAGACAGAGGGGGGGCCCACGUUUUACAUGGACCCUGUGCUGGAGCGGAACAGGCCGCUCUACCUUGAAUUCAUCCAGUCUGGCAUCUCGCGGGGCGUCUUCGUCUUAGGGAAAGACAGGACCGAGGACGUCUCCGCCUUCUUCGUGGCUAAGAAGGACGAGCGGAUCAGGAUGGUGCUGGACUGCAGGCGUAGCAACCAGCGGUUUCAGCCUCCUCCGUCGGUCAGCCUGUUCUCCGCCGCGGGGUUCGCGGACCUCGAGGUGCCGAAGGACACGCCCCUCUACUACGCGGGGGUGGACGUCCAGAACGCGUUCUACCAACACAAGCUGCCGGCCUACCUGCGGUCGUACUUCUGCUUGCCGAAGGUCACCGCGGGCGAGCUCGGCAUCGGCAGGCUUGACGGGCGGCGUGUCCCGCCCUGGGCCUGCCUUUACCCACAACUUGCCGUUGUUCCCAUGGGGUGGGGCUGGGCACUCUUCUUCGUUCAGAAGGCUCACGAGCGGACGCUGGACCAGCACGGCGCCCUGAGGCCCGAGCGGCGGGCGGUCGACUUCGUGCCGGUCCCCGGCCCGCUCGGGGAGCCCAUCCACUCGCUGUGCGUCGACGACGUGCUCGUGGCUGGCACCGACCGCGAGGCCGUGACCAAGGUCAGGCGCGAGGCCUCCAAGGCGCUGGAGGGCUCCGGCCUGGCCGUCCAUGACGAGACCGACGCCGCCGAGAGCAUGGCCAUGCUCGGCGGGCAGCUGCAGGGAUCGCCUGCCCGCGCCACCUUGGCGCCGCGGCGGUUCUGGAAGCUGUGCGUGGGGCUCGGCUACUUGGUGCAGCGCCGGCCCCGCGUCACCAGCCGCGACGUCGAGCACGUCAUCGGCCACUGCACGUUCGCCGCGCUGUGCCGGCGCGAGAGCUUGAGCUGCUUCAGCGCCGUCUACUCGUUCGUCCAGAUCUUCCGCGGCUUGCUGGUCACGCUCGUCUCGGACCUCGACGCCGAGUGGUCCACCGAGGUCGUCAUGACUGACGCCUGCGAGACGGGCCACGCCUCUGUCGAGGGCGAGUGGGGCCUUUCCGAGGUGCAGAGUGCUGGUCGCUGGCACGAGCGGUGGCGGUUCCGCCGCACGCGUGAAGCGGGCGGGGGUUGGCGGCCGCGCGACCGCGCGGCACGCGCGGCCGAGGUCGCCGAGCUCGAUGCGCACCCGUCUGUUCUGUUGUGCCAGGGUCUCGCCAACAAAAGAUUCCCUGAAGUGUCGACGCACACCAUCCGCCGCACCAGCUGGUCGACCAUGCACUAUUCGCCACUCUUCGGCAAGGGGCCCAUGCAUCGUGAGGAGGCGAGGGGUGACUUACACGCCGUGAAGCUGAUCCUGUCGGGCGCGGACUCCUGGGGGAAGAGGGUGCUGCAGGGCGCGCUGCAUCUGGGGCCGGCUGGCGCGCUACCGCGGCGCGCGGGCGUCAGCUCCGGCACCGCCGCGGCUCGGCGCGGGGCCCCGAGGGCGACAGUCGGCUCGGCAGCGGCUGGCCCGCGGCCCCCGCGGGCCCGCCGGGACUCGGCCCCGCCGCCGGCAGCCGCGCGCCCGCUGCGGCCCCGCGGCCUCGCGGCGCCGCCGCCGACCAGGCGGCUGAAGCGCAGCGCGCCUGGGAGCGGCCCGACAGCGCAGGCCCCUCUGCGGCCCUCGGCGGCUUGGACGCCGUCGCGUCGCAGCUCGGGCCGCCCCCUGGGCUCGCCCGCCCUGCGCCGCCGCGAGGCUCUGACUCGACGCCCGUCGGUGGUGCUGGCGGCCCCGCGCAGCAUCCCCCUGCGGGAGCUGCCGCGCUCUGUGCAGCGCCGCCUGGACGCUGGGGAGCAGGCGCGGGACACCACCCGCCAGCUCUCUAUCACCGAGGCUGCCGCGGUGGGACGGCGGAGCCGACUGCAGUACACGCGGCUGCUCGAGCUGUUCCUCAGUCGCAGUCGCCUGACAUCUCUGGCUGCGCCUGCUGCCGACACGGACGCCGCCGUGGUGAGGUUCCUCGACGAGCUGUACCUCGAGGGGAAGGUCGCGUCGACGGGCGAGAAGCUGCUCGCCGCCAUCUUCAUGCACGUGCCCGACUACCAGAGCAAGGGGAAGCUGGCCCUGCCGCGCGCCUACCGCGCGCUGCGAGGUUGGCGCCUGCUGCGGCCGUCGCGGACGCGGCGCCCGCUGCCCUGGGCGGCUUGCAUGGGCGUGGCGCGCCAGAUCUGGCGGAUCAGCGGCCGCCCCGACCUCGCGGUGUUCUGGCUCCUGAUGGUGGACACGUACCUGAGGCCUGGCGAGGCGUUCCGCCUGACCUGCGGCCAGGUGAUCCCGCCGCAGGCGCACGUGCCCAAGGUGACGAUCCACAUCAACCCCGACUACAUGAAGAGACCGAGCAAGACUGGCGAGAUGGACGAGACAGUGGACGUGGCACGUCCAUGGCUGGGCAGCCUUCUGGUUCGGCUAGCCCAGGGCCCGCCCAGCGCAUCCCUGUGGACGUUCACCAUGACGGGGGCCAAGGGCGUGUUCGAGCGCGCGACGCGCGCGCUGGGCUUGGACAAGCAGCUGCCCGUGCUCUACACGGCCCGGCACAGCGGCGCGUCCAUCGACCGCUUCACGGGGAGGAUCUCGUUGCAGGAGGUCCAGCGGCGCGGCAGGUGGCGCCAGCCGAGCUCGGUCAGGCGCUGCGAGAAGCGCGGGCUCAUCCAGGCGGUGUGGAGCGAGAUGGAGCCCUCGGCCAAGGCCUACUGCCUCCAGGCCGAGGCCGAGCUGCCCUCGCUGCUCGGCGCCGCCUCGCUAUCCGUCAACGCUU
Molecule: messenger RNA, 4548 nt
Organism: Prorocentrum cordatum
Lineage: Eukaryota; Dinophyceae; Prorocentrales; Prorocentraceae
Source: the annotation of a GenBank genome assembly